AUGAGCAAUGACUCGGUGUCGGAGCCCCCUUCUUCUGUGGUGUCCUUCGGCUCGUACGCUGAUUUGCACACGUUCGCAUCCUCGUCUACUUCGUGCUCUUCGGUUGACUUCGGGUACAAUCCGUUCACUUCGUAUGGUCUACUUCUUGGCUCAGGCAACCAGGUGUGGCAUCCGCCCAUGCUUCCCCCCGACCAAUCUCCAUGUUUCAUACAUCCACCUAUGCUACUCCCUGACGAAUCAUCCGGUAUGUUCCUUCACCCACCCAUGCUUCACCAAGAUGACACGGACACGAUAUGA
This is a messenger RNA of Sparassis crispa, 297 nucleotides long. RefSeq lists its product as hypothetical. Lineage: Eukaryota; Fungi; Basidiomycota; Agaricomycetes; Polyporales; Sparassidaceae. The coding region runs from base 1 to 297 and encodes 98 amino acids. The transcript has a single exon. The record is from RefSeq and is a predicted model, not a curated record.